Molecule: messenger RNA, 1077 nt
Organism: Aureobasidium subglaciale EXF-2481
Lineage: Eukaryota; Fungi; Ascomycota; Dothideomycetes; Dothideales; Saccotheciaceae
Exons: 4
Biological process (GO): secondary metabolite biosynthetic process
Molecular function (GO): monooxygenase activity; FAD binding
Source: RefSeq, a predicted model, not a curated record
GGCUUCGGCGGGCUGACUGCGGCUAUUGAGUGCCACCGACAAGGUCACGAUGUUAGUAUCUACGAGUCCUUCAAGGAACUCAAAGUACUCGGCGACAUCAUAUCUUUCGGCAGCAACGCAGCGCCGGUCUUCAAUGGUCACCGUGGCGAGCUGCAUACUAUAGUUUUUGAGUAUGCGAGAGACGAACUGGGUAUUCCAAUUUAUCUGGGCAAAAGAGCCCAAGAAUACUUCGAGGACGAGACUCAGGCCGGUAUUGUGUUAGAAGGCGGUGAAAAGGUGUAUGCCGAUGUGGUCAUCGGCUCGGACGGUGUCCGUUCGAAAGCCAGACAGCUGGUGCUGGGCUACGACGACCGGCCAAAGCCGAGUGGCUAUGCCGUCUUUCGUGCAUGGUUCCCCAAUACAGAUAUGAUGGCGGAUGCACGCACACGCAAGUUCUGCGCGAAUGGCGACACGUUCCAAGGCUGGAUCGGACCAGAUGUACACUUUCUCUUUUCAACCAUCAAAGGCGGCAAGGACUGCUGUUGGGUCAUGACACACAAGGACGACAAUGACAUCGAGGAGAGUUGGUCGUUGCCGGGAAAGAUGGAGGACGUGUACAAGGUCAUCGAUGGGUGGGACCCGCUGUGCAAGGCGAUUGUCGAGAAAACGCCCUCUUGUGUGGACUGGAAGCUGGUGUAUCGCGAUCCGCUGCCUCGAUGGGUGUCGGACCACGGCAGGACGUGUCUGCUAGGCGAUUCGGCUCAUCCCUUCCUACCCACGAGCGCUCAGGGUGCAACGCAAGCUCUCGAGGAUGGAGUUACGCUCGCCUACUGCCUCAAGGUAGCAGGCAAGUCACAGAUCCCAGCGGCAUUACGCGCCUUCCAGGACAUUCGCUAUGAGCGGGUCAAGGCAGUCCAGAAGACGGGCGAGACGACCAGGGACAUGUGGCACAAAGCCGACUGGGAUCGCGUCAAGGACGACCCAAAGUCGGUGCAGAUGCCACGAGAAGAUUGGAUCCUGGGCCAUGACGCCGAAGCGCACGCGUCGCAAGUCUUUCAGGCAUCCUUCAACAAGUAUGUCACAACGAGCGUCUGUUGA